AUGGCGACGGCGGGAGGCGGGACGGGGGCCACGACCCUGGGUCAUGCUGGACCUGGAGCGUCCGCAGCUCCUCUUCAGCCGACCUGGAGGGGCCUCGUCUCCACCACCAUGGACGCCCUUCACCUGUUUGAAGGGUGUCUUCUCGGGCGCCUGAACCACGUACCCAGGCGCCCGCACGAUCGCGAGAGAUCCGAGCUUAUCGUGAGCGGCAAUGUCUUCAUCUACGAAGAGCACUCGAGCGGCAUCAAGCGCUGGACCGACGGCGUUCCUUGGAGCCCCAGCCGGAUUCUUGGAAACUUCCUCAUAUAUCGUGAGCUAGACAAGCCGUUCCAGCCGGGCGAGAAGAAACGCGCCAUGAAGAAGGCCAAGGAGAACGGCGUUUCCAAGGCGACAGCACCACCUCGAUCGAAUUCGAUUGGGCAUGCCGGUAUGCUCGCCGGCGGAGGCGCAAGCCUGACGACGACCACGAUGGUACCGCCUUCGACGUCAUCGAGCCCCUUCGAAAACAACGGCAGUCCGAACGCCAGCGAUUUCGAACGCCAAUACGUUGGUUCGCUGGUGGACAGUUACCAGUUCAAGCCGGACGGACUCAUCAAGAAGACCAUUAGUGUGACGGCACAGGGAGUUACACACCACUUGGUCUCGUACUACAGCCUGGAGGACGUCAAGGCGAACCGACUGCUCACCCCGAGCCAGACGGACUUGAAGUUUUACACCCCACGAUCGGAACUGAUCCAGUCCAGCAACUUCCGAGCCCCGGUGGACGACCACGAGAUCUUCUUCGUUUCCGACGACGGACGACAGUUUAUAAACGGGGACGGUACCAUGGGCCAGCCGCUGAUGGGACCCGGAGGACGCUCGUAUUCCGUCCCGCAUGCCAACCUGUCCAGCGGAUGGGGCAGCACCAAUCCUUACAUACCCACACCUCCUUCCUACCAGCUUCCGCAGGCUCACCAGUCUCUAUCGUCCGCUCACGGCCUGCCUUCGAGUGUUUACGCAACUGCGCCAGCUCCAUCUUUCACAUGGGACGCGGCAACGCCGCAGACCCAUCGCUCUCUCAACCACAGCCAAAGCUUCACGCUGCCAGACGCUCGACGGUCUCAAUCGGUUGCCUACGCGCAGAGCCCUAGCCACGGGAUUCCCUUUCACACACCUAGCUCUCUGCAACGAAGCCAGCUUAAUGGUAGUGGCAUUGUGCCAAGCAACGGGGGUCUGAGCCAAAGCCUCAGUAACGGGUCAUUCAGCAGCCCUCACAAUCUAUUCGGCUCACAGGGAACCUCGACAGGAUCCAGCCAACAUUUGGGAUACGAUUCGAGCUCGGCUGCUCGAAACAGUACGUCGUACAGCAACGGCUCCCAGGAUCACGACUCUUCGUCCUUCAGUGGUCUGCCCCAUGCAGGCAGUUCGGGGUCGACAGGCGUGGUUCAGCCCACAAGCUAUGGAGCCGCGCUGGGGGAAACCGACGGCAACGCGGAAUUUCACUCGGCCAGCGACGGGCAGACCCCCGAUGGCAUGCUCCCGCCAUCGAGCAGCGGCACUACCUGGCCCGCAGGGGGCUCUUUCACUUACCAACAUUAA
Neoarthrinium moseri is the source of this 1578-nucleotide messenger RNA. RefSeq lists its product as uncharacterized. The record is from RefSeq and is a predicted model, not a curated record. Gene Ontology annotation, molecular function: DNA binding. The transcript has a single exon. Bases 1 to 1578 code for a protein of 525 amino acids. Lineage: Eukaryota; Fungi; Ascomycota; Sordariomycetes; Amphisphaeriales; Apiosporaceae.